AUUCGAUGCAAUAGCUUGUUGUACAUCGUGCAGCAGUAUUUGUACAUUUGGAAGGCGGGGUGGGGUGGGGGAGGGGGGUGGUUGAUUAUCAACCCACGCAUUUGGUAGUCUAAACCCACCGCUACGCUAUCUAUUUCUUGACGUCUUUUUCUUCUUCAUUUCAUACACAUUGUAUUUUCUACUCCAAUUUUAAUUCCAUCAUCAUCUGCUAAUGCCAUUCUGUUUCCAGUUCAUCUUCAUUUGUAUAUAUAAUAAAUUUUCUUAUUUUCUUUCUCCACCACCUAUUUAAAUCAACCCUUCACAAAUCAAAAAAGUUCAUUAACCCUCAACUCCGUGGUGCAUCUACACGUACAAUUAGGGUUAUAAACGAGUCGAGCCAUUCGUAGAAAAAUGUUGCAUUUGAUAGUUUUGAUUCUUUUUAUAGCUGGAGGUGUGAGAGCUGAGGAUCCUUACCGAUUCUUCACUUGGAACGUCACUUACGGCGACAUUUACCCAUUAGGCGUUCGACAACAGGGAAUUUUGAUAAAUGGGCAAUUUCCAGGACCUGAUAUAUAUUCAGUCACAAACGAUAACAUUAUAAUCAACGUUUUCAAUAAUUUGCCAGAGCCAUUCCUCCUCUCAUGGAGUGGGGUCCAGCAGAGGAAGAACUCGUUCCAAGACGGCGUGUACGGCACAACAUGUCCGAUCCCUCCCGGCCACAACUUCACCUACACCAUGCAGAUGAAAGAUCAAAUCGGCAGCUUUUACUACUUCCCCUCUCUCGCUUUCCACAAGGCCGCCGGCGGAUUCGGCGCCAUCAGAAUCCUCAGCAGGCCCAGAAUCCCGGUCCCCUUCGCCGACCCCGACGCCGAUUACUCCAUUCUCAUCGGCGAUUGGUACAAAGCCAAUCACAAGGUUUUGCAGAAGGUUUUGGACUCCGGCAGCAUGCUUGCUUUCCCCGACGGCGUUCUCAUCAACGGCCGCGGUGGGAACGAUACGCAGUUCACAGUUGAGCCAGGGAAAACAUACAGGCUGAGAAUAUCAAAUGUGGGGUUGAGGAAUUCACUGAAUUUCAGAAUCCAAGGGCACAACAUGAAGCUAGUUGAAGUAGAAGGGACCCACACCAUGCAGAGCAUGCUAUCCUCGCUGGACGUCCACGUAGGCCAGUCCUACUCCGUCCUCGUCACCGCCGACCAGCCAGCUCAUCAGGACUACCACAUCGCCGUCUCCACGCGCUUCGCCUCCACCGUCCUCACCACCACCGCCGUCCUCCACUACACCACCUCCGGGACCCCCGCUUCCGGCCCUCUUCCCCCGGCCCCUCAAGAUGUUCAAUGGUCCCUAAACCAAGCUCGUUCCAUAAGGACUAAUCUGACAGCAAGUGGACCGAGGCCGAAUCCGCAGGGGUCGUACCACUACGGCCAAAUCAACGUGACGAGAACGAUAAGGCUCGGCAACACGCCCGGCUCGCUCGACGGCAAGCAGCGCUACGCCGUGAACGGCGUGUCGUUCGUGGCGGCCGACACGCCGCUAAAGCUGGCGGACUACUUCAACAUCGACGGGGUGUUCCGCGUCGGGAGCAUCCCGGACUCCCCUCCCGCCAGCCGAGCCCUCCACCUCGACACGGCGGUGAUGGGAGCCGACUACCGGACCUUCGUUGAGAUUGUGUUUGAGAACAGAGAAAACAUCAUGCAGAGCUGGCACCUUGAUGGAUACUCUUUCUUUGUAGUUGGGAUGGAUGGAGGUUCUUGGACACCUGAUAGCAAGAAACAGUACAAUCUUGUAGAUGCUGUUUUCCGCUCCACCACACAGGUUUAUCCCAAGUCUUGGACAGCAAUCUAUGUUGCACUAGACAAUGUAGGAAUGUGGAACCUUAGGUCCGAGUUCUGGGCUCGGCAGUACCUCGGACAGCAGCUUUAUCUCCGCGUCUACACACCGGUCAAGUCGACCAGAGACGAGUACCCUAUUCCCUCCAACGCGCUUCUCUGUGGGAGAGCCGCGGGCCGGAGCUAGUACAUUCUAAUGCUUCAAAAAUACCACUUGUAUAACCUCAAAAAAUAGCCUAAACAGCACCUUUUUGCUGUCUCAUUCUUUGUAUCACUUCAAAAUAAGUUGUGUAAUGUAAGAAAAAUACAUUCUUUCUCAUGUUCCAUGUUGAUUGGUAUAUUAAUGAAUUUACAAAGGAGUAGUUUUCA
Messenger RNA from Salvia miltiorrhiza (redroot sage), 2174 nucleotides. RefSeq names its product L-ascorbate oxidase homolog. The coding region runs from base 391 to 1992 and encodes 533 amino acids. The transcript is spliced from 8 exons. Gene Ontology annotation, molecular function: copper ion binding; oxidoreductase activity. The record is from RefSeq and is a predicted model, not a curated record. Lineage: Eukaryota; Viridiplantae; Streptophyta; Magnoliopsida; Lamiales; Lamiaceae.